Messenger RNA from Suncus etruscus (white-toothed pygmy shrew), 1645 nucleotides. RefSeq names its product G protein-coupled receptor 68 (gene GPR68). Gene Ontology annotation, biological process: cellular response to pH; G protein-coupled receptor signaling pathway. NCBI's taxonomy places the organism in Eukaryota, Metazoa, Chordata, Mammalia, Eulipotyphla, Soricidae. The transcript is spliced from 2 exons. The record is from RefSeq and is a predicted model, not a curated record. Gene Ontology annotation, cellular component: membrane. Gene Ontology annotation, molecular function: G protein-coupled receptor activity. The coding region runs from base 205 to 1296 and encodes 363 amino acids.
AGAGAGCACGGCCGGCCGGGGAGAGGCACCUGUGCUCCUCCAUUCUCCAGCCUGUGGCUCAGGGGCGCCCCCAGCACCAGUCAGGCCUCACCUCAGGACGGCUCUGAGCAAGAUGACCUUGGUGGAGACCCUGGGCCAGGACCUGAGGCCUUAGGGAGUGGGGGGCGGUGUGUACAGCAAGCCCCCCAUCCCCGCAGCGGCAUUAUGGGUAACACCAGCACCGACAACAUCUCUCUGCUCAACUGCAGCAUCGACCACGCCAUCCACCAGACGCUGGCGCCCGUGGUCUAUGUGGCUGUGCUGCUGGUGGGCUUCCCGGCCAACUGCCUGGCGCUCUACUUCGGCUACCUGCAGAUCAAGGCGCGCAACGAGCUGGGUGUAUACCUGUGCAACCUCACGCUGGCCGAUCUGUGCUACAUCUGCUCACUGCCCUUCUGGCUGCAGUAUGUGCUGCAGCAUGACAACUGGUCCUACAGUGAGCUGUCGUGCCAGCUGUGCGGCAUCCUGCUCUACGAGAACAUCUACAUCAGCGUGGCCUUCCUCUGCUGCAUCUCCAUCGACCGUUAUCUGGCCGUGGCGCAUCCCUUUCGCUUCCACCAGGUGCGCACGCUCAAGGCCGCCUUGGCCAUCAGCGUGGCCAUCUGGGCCAAGGAGCUGCUGGUGAGCAUGUAUUUCCUGCAGUACCCCGAGGUGGUGGAGGAGCACCACAGCCACCACCGCCUGUGCUUCGAGCACUACCCGCUGCUGCCCUGGCAGCGCGCCUUCAACUACUACCGCUUCCUCGUGGGCUUCCUCUUCCCACUGGGCCUGCUGGCCGCUGCCUACCAGGGCAUCCUGCGGGCCGUGCGUCGCAGCCACGGCACACAGCAGAGCCGCAAGGCCCAGAUCCAGCGGCUGGUGCUCAGCACCGUGGUCAUCUUCCUGGUCUGCUUCCUGCCCUAUCACGUGCUGCUGCUCGUCCGCAGCAUCUGGGAAUGGGGCUGUGACUUUGCACGCCGCGUCUUCAACGCUUACCACUUCGCCCUGCUGCUCACCAGCCUCAACUGCGUGGCCGACCCGGUGCUCUAUUGCUUUGUCAGUGAGACCACACACCGUGACCUGGCGCGCCUCCGUGGGGCCUGCAGGGCGCUGCUACCCUGUGCCCGGACCCCCCGGACCCGGGAAGCCUACCCGCUGGGCACUCCCGACGUCUCCGGCCGAAGCGAGGAACCUGAACUCUUGGCUAAGGUCCCCUUGGCCUUCCAGACCCCGAACUCGGCCACAGCAGGAGCAGCAGCUGCUGCGGGAAUGGCUUAGCCCGGGUCAGUGGGCAUGAAGCGAACCACACUGCGGUGUGGACUGAACGUGGCCAAGCGUUGGCCCUCUUUCUGCUGGGUGGCAGCAGGAUUUUCACCCACCAGAUGCCCACUGGGGCUGUUGGCAGGUGGAGUGGGGUGAUGGGCUCCCACAGAUUCUGGGUGCUGCAGGAAGAUAGUAACAAAUCACAUGCAGGUUUUUAAGGGGACUAAAAGAGGGGAGCAAUGUGAGGGCCCAGAAAGGAGGCUAGGUAGGUAUCAGAGAACCCCUGUGUUAAUGCACCCCGUUUAUCCAAGCUGCUGAGGCUAGACCCAGCCGGGCCACAGUGAGGAGGAAAAGAGGUGGGGUU